Molecule: messenger RNA, 837 nt
Organism: Osmia bicornis bicornis
Lineage: Eukaryota; Metazoa; Arthropoda; Insecta; Hymenoptera; Megachilidae
Product: histidine-rich glycoprotein-like
Exons: 1
Coding region: 1-837 (278 amino acids)
Source: RefSeq, a predicted model, not a curated record
AUGCUGCGCGCCGUUUUCCCUAUCGUUCUCCUCGCACUUCUACUUCAAACAUGCCAACCUCGAGAAUUAAACGUGCCUCGCGUUCGUCGAGACGUUCGAAUAGAAGAUAGCGAUGCUUCUCAAAUGGUAUUGUCCGAAAUUUCGAGUGCAAGCACGAAGGUCGACGAUUCGAAGGACGAUCUCGUGACCGCCGCAUCGGGGCAUCAGGGCCAUCGACACGAGUCCGGCGGUGGUCAGAGUCAUCACUCGGAUCAUCACGAGGAGCACGGCGAAGAGGGUGAGAAAGGCUACAAAAGUCAUCAUCAUCACGAUAAGAACGACAAGGGUGAGCACGACAAACAGCAUCGCGCUGGACAUCACGAGGAACACGGUGGCCAUAAAAAGGCACACCACGACGAGCACGAGAAGUAUGGCGAGCACCACGAGGGUGAGAAAGGUCACAAGGGUGGCAAGUUCGGCGAGAAGAAGGGUCACAAGAAAGGUCACAAGACCAAGGGCUAUCAUAAUAAAUUCCAUAAAGAUGAGUAUCACAAGGAACACAAGUUCUACGAUGAUUAUCACAAAGGGGGACACCACAAGAAACACGGCGACUUCCAUGGCCAUCAUGAGAAGAAGGAGGGACAACACAAGAAGGGUGGUCAUCAUCAUUCCGGUUACCACGAGGACCAUCAUGGGAAAAAAGGACACCACGACAAGGGUCAUGUCGACGAAGAACACAAAGGUCAUCAUGGGAAGCAUGGACACGAUGAACAUUACAGUCAUCACGAUUCUUAUGGGAAAAAGGGUGACGAACAUGCUGGCAAGAAAUUUGGAUACAGUAAAGGUCACAAGGGUUGA